UCGUUGGGGGGUUGCGGAUAACUUGAGGCAGAGCUUGCAUCUUCGGGAAAGCCAACAGCAAUGAGGAUCCCAAUGCUGUUGAUUCGAGAGAUUUGGGCGUGUGGGUUCAAUCCCACCCCUCUCGCAAUCCCAUUUCCUUUCCCCAUCUCAGCUCUCUCUGAUUCUCUCGGUAUCUCACACGCUGCUGUGUCCUCAAAUUCAAGUUGGCGUCCACAGACUGGAGCUCGGUGAGAGCUUCGUGGUUGACGGAGGAGUGGGACUGUUGAAUUUCAAUGGAAGAAUUCGUGGUUCUGUUGUGGAAUUGGUAUGAUGGUAGAGAUGUGGAGUAGACGCGCGGAGGAGAUUGGAGGCGAGAUGGAUUUUGGGAGUGUUGGAGGAAUUGGUGUGAUGCGGUGUUGAGGAGGGAAGCAUGGCCAUGGUGGGUCAGGGCUUUGGUAGCCCCGGGCUAUUGCCAAUCCGCCUCCGCAACUCCUCGUCUCAUUUUCAUUCUGGGAUUUAUUUCAAAGACGUGCUGCACGUUAUGCCUGACCCCAAACAGAGCUCCUGGCUAGUGUCAUCCAUCCCAAGCACUGCAGCCUGUGCAGAGCCUGAUUCUAGAUUCAUAUAUUUGUGUUUUUCGUCGUCUCGGUUGAGAGCUUUUACGAAUGGGAGACUCCAUUUUCCACCCUUGCAAGCGGCGGCUUUACUGUUUUCCCAGACACUUAUCAGUCCUAAACUCUCUGAUUCCACUCUUAGGAUGUCCAAUGCGAACCCUGAUAUUGAGGGUUCAGACAUGCUCGAGCAAUGCAAGCCUAGCAACCCAAGUAAAUCUAAGUCGUCGCUGGCUCGAUUUAAGGCCCUAAAACCAGCAGGGGUCAAGGCCUCCCUGCAAUCAACAGAGAAGCGUCAGCUGAAGCGCUACGUCACAUUGGCCAAACAGCUCGCUGCCGAGGGACACAUGCUUGAGUUCGCCGCGUUUCUCCAGAUGCUGGCAGAUGCAGGACUCGACAAAGAGUCGUUUACCUCGAAAUUGGACUUCGCCCAAGUGGAUGCUGGCCUUACCCUGCUGCUGUCACGAAAUAAACUGGAUACGUUUGUAAGUGUGAUGAAGAAUCUCACAAAAGCAGGAUACACUGCAUGGCAAUUUGCUGGGAAGCGCUCGCGGGAAAUUUUGUCUGAUGAGCUUCUGUUGCUCUUGGAAACCGGGAGAACUGAAUAUUGCGUCAAGAUUGUUGAGUCAUUAUCAGAAUGUGGGUUUCUGACUAAGAAACUAAUCGAUUCAGCCCGCGUGAUUGCAAGCUGCGCAAAAUCAUGGAACCUUUCGUUGGCUUACAGAUUUGUGAAACUUCUUUCCCGAAAACCGUGGCACUACAAUCUCAUGAUACGAGAAUUUAGCUAUAAUCACCAGCUUCAGAGCUCAUUCGAUGUUUUGGAUAUCAUGCGAGAGUUUGGAGUUGCGCCUGAUUUGUACACGUACCGCGCUUUAAUUGACUCAUGUGGACGCUGCAAUGAAUCCUCCAAAGCGGCCGUUGUAUUCGAGACGAUGCUGAAAGAUGGCUUUAAGCCCAACGUGUUUGUCUACAAUAGCCUGAUGAAUGUCAGUGUCGGUGACCUGGAUGAAGUGCAGCGUUAUUACCAGCAUAUGCAGGGUGCAGGAAUUACAGGCAACUUAGCUUCUUUCAACAUUCUGCUCAAGGCGUAUGCUGCUUGUGGCCGUGCAGACCUGGCAGCUGACCUCUACUUCCGCAUUCAGCAGACAGGCGAACUCAAUCUGGACGUUGUAUCUUACAAUGCUGUUAUCAAUGUUUUCGGAAGAGCAAAGAUGUGGGAGAAAGCCUUGCGAGUUAAAGCCGACAUAAUAGAAGCUGGGGUGACUCCCAAUGUUGUGACAUGGACUUCAAUCAUCGAGGCGUGUGCUACUGCAGGCCUUGUAGAGCGAGUGUUCCAAGAAUUUGACGAAAUGCUUAGUGCGGGUUGUUGUCCAAAUGUAGACUGCUACAAUGCGCUUCUCCAGGCUUGUGUCAUGGCUGGCCAAAAUGAGCGGGCAUUUCAGCUUUUUCAAGAAUGGAAGCAAACGGGGCAAAUACGUCCCCUCUCCGAUCAUUUGAAUCACCCUGACCCACUCUGCAGAACAUAUGAGCUGAUAGCUGUCUCAGACAUCUUUCCUCGGCCUUCACCGUCGUGGAACGGAUAUAUAGACGAGGAGAACUGGGACUCUCUACGAUUAUCUCGUUGUAAGCCGAAUCUUCUGACAUACAACUGGAUGAUGAAGGCAUGUGGUGCAGCUCCAGAGAGGAUAAGGUCGCUGAUGCUAGAGAUGCAGGCUUUUAACCUAAUUCCCGACGUGACGAGCUGGUCAAUUCUCCUAGGCGCUUACGGAAGUAACGGCGACCUGGAGGGUUGUAUGGACACUUUUAAGGAAAUGAGACGGGCCAGAUUCAAGCCAGACGUCGUCGCGUAUACAACUCUGAUCAAGGCGUGCGUCCUAUUCGGAGAAUCGGACAUGGCGUUCGAAAUUUUCCAGGAGAUGAAAGCUGCAGGCGUGCGUCCCAACGCCGUGACGUACAACACCUUGAUACGAGGCCACCGAAGUCACAGUCAACUCUUCCAAGUGCAACGGGCGUUGGCAAUUUACGAAGAAAUGCGGGAAGCAGGGCAUACUCUCAAUGACUUCACACUUCAAGGGCUGAUCAAGGAGUGGGGUGAAGGUCUUUCUGAUGGAAGGCCGUCAAGCUAUGUCGACUCCGAGAAGGGAUUCCUGGAGUACACCGAAGCCCUUGUGCAGAAAGUUGCUGCCCAUGCACGCGACCAUAAUGACAAUUCCAUUGUUGAUUUGCAUGGCUUGUCGAUGGGUGAAGCGCGAGCAGCAGUCUUGGCCGUUCUGCGUACCAUCAAAGAGCGCUUCUUGCUUGGCAAUCCUGUCACCGGGGACUUAGUCAUCAACACUGGGGUAGGCCACCACAGUGAGGACAAAGGAGUCUCUAUUCUUCGAGACGUUGUGCUUGGCGUUUUGCAGGAAGAGCUUGGCCUCUGUGUUGAGUCUGUGUUGGCGGACGUCCCGGGCCAAGCUUCCAGUAGUCAGUUAGGAAGUAGUGGAAGUAGCGAUGGUUCUUCAUCACACCUGCCACGAACACCUGUUAGACCUCACAGACCAGUCAACUUGGGUAGAUUGAAGGUGAUUAAAGAGUCGCUCAACGCAUGGUUGGGAAGGAAGUCGCAAACAGUCACUGAUCGACAAUGAUUUUCAUUGACUAGUGUAAAUUACAUUCUUCGUGUAUCUUGUAUGGAUUUGACAAAUCGCAGCGUGGGCUCAAUUGUUCACUUUUGUUACUGAUUCAAUAAUCUGGAUUGACGGUUUUAGA
This is a messenger RNA of Physcomitrium patens, 3341 nucleotides long. RefSeq names its product pentatricopeptide repeat-containing protein At5g02830, chloroplastic. Lineage: Eukaryota; Viridiplantae; Streptophyta; Bryopsida; Funariales; Funariaceae. Gene Ontology annotation, molecular function: protein binding. The record is from RefSeq and is a predicted model, not a curated record.